This is a messenger RNA of Heterocephalus glaber (naked mole-rat), 2637 nucleotides long. It is a transcript of the gene Mrrf, whose product is annotated as mitochondrial ribosome recycling factor. The record is from RefSeq and is a predicted model, not a curated record. Gene Ontology annotation, biological process: translation. Gene Ontology annotation, molecular function: ribosomal large subunit binding. Gene Ontology annotation, cellular component: mitochondrion. NCBI's taxonomy places the organism in Eukaryota, Metazoa, Chordata, Mammalia, Rodentia, Bathyergidae.
UGACUAGUCUAAGGAAGUGCUGGAAACAGGACUCUUCUCUAGGGUUAGUGCUCUUUUACCACACUCUAUUGCAUUUUCCAGAAUCUUGGAGAGCUUUAUAGUCUGACCCCUUUAUAGUUGAGAAAACAAAACCUAGACAGAAGAAAUGAUUUGGUGCAUGCUAUAAGCCAGGGGCAAGUCAUCAGUAGAGUUGCCACAGAUGCUUUUUGAAUAUGGGUGGUAAUGAAUCCAAAGGAAGUGGAUGGCCGAUUGGGAUGAGGUAGGAAUAUUAGAAUCAAAAUCUAGCUUUAGGCAAAGUGCUCUCUCUCCACUUGUUAACAUUUUUCAUCCAUUCCUUGGCUGUGCCAAAGAUACAAUGAUUCAUUGUAGACUCAAAUAUUAUGGAUAUCUUUCUUUACAUGGGACUGAAGAACAUGCAGCAAUCUGGCACAAGGGGUAAGGGAGGCAGUGUUGAGAAGUAGAGCCUAGGAGCUAUCAUCAGAGGUGUAGAUUUCAACAUUGGUGCCACCAUUUUGACCCUGGCCAAGGACUUGAUUCCUCUGGACUGUUCAUUAGUGUAUUCAUUGCAUUUAUCCAGUGUCUCCUGUGUUCAGGCACUGUGCCAAGUAGACAUGCAUGAUUACAACAGUGAGGACUACUAUAAAUUAGUCCUUGUAGUACUUUUAGUCUUAAGCAGGAUUUAGAUAAAUAAUUACACAUAUAUUACUUGUACUGUUAAAAAUUAAGUGCUAUGAUGAAGUCCACAGUGUUAAACUGGGCUGCAGGACACAUGACUGCAUUGGGUUGGAGGAGGUGGACAGGAAGGCAUGCUCUGAAGAAAUGGUAGUUAGACUUGAAUCUCAAAAACUGGGAGGUAAAGAGUCGAGAAGAUCAUUCCAAGAAGAUUCAGUGGCAUGUUUGAAGACCUUGGAGCAGGAGGAGCUCUUGAAGAAAUGAAGGAUCAAUUUGUUUUGUAAAAUAUGAAUGAGGAUAUUCACAAGGAUUGUGUUCAGUCAUGGCCUUGGGAUUAAAAUGCUUCCGCUUGAUCCAACCCGCCUCUUGCAGUUACCUUGGAGUCUUGAUCAGACCUGUUUCAGAAGUUGCACUGAAGACAGUGAGUGGAAGACUGCCUGACUGUACCCAACACAUGGUCUAUCAGGCUGUGCCAGUUUGCCAUUUUGCAUCCAAGAAAGCCAAAGCCAAAGGGAAAGGACAGUCCCAAACCAGAGUGAAUAUUAACACAGCUUUGGUUGAAGAUAUAAUCAGCUUGGAAGAGGUGGAUGAAGAAAUGAAGUCCGUGAUAGAAGCACUCAAGGAUAAUUUCAAUAAGACUCUCAAUAUAAGGACCUCACCAGGAUCUCUCGAUCAUAUUGCUGUGGUAACUGCUGAUGGGAAGCUUGCUUUAAACCAGAUUAGCCAAAUCUCCAUGAAGUCACCACAGUUGAUUUUGGUGAAUAUGGCCAGCUUCCCCGAGUGUACAGCUGCAGCUAUCAAGGCUAUAAGAGAAAGUGGAAUGAAUCUGAACCCAGAAGUGGAAGGGACGCUAAUUCGGGUACCCAUUCCUAAAGUAACCAGGGAGCACAGGGAGAUGCUGGUGAAAUUGGCCAAACAAAACACCAACAAGGCCAAAGACUCUUUACGAAGGGUUCGCACUGAUGCAGUGAAUAAGCUGAAGAAGUCAAAGGGCAAGACUUCAGAGGAUACCAUUAGACUCAUAGAGAAACAGAUCAGCCAGAUGGCCGAUGACACCAUGGCGGAAUUGGACAGGCAUCUGGCAGUGAAGACCAAAGAACUCCUUGGAUGAAAGUCCAGCAGGGCCAGCCACACUCCAGAGCCCAGGUGCUGAUGGAUCUCAUAGAUGGCAAAUUGGCCCCUCUGUCACUCCUCCAUUCAUGUGGAAGGCUGGUGCAGUGCUGUCAGUCCACAGGAGGCUCAACCUUUCAGUGGGGCACUCAAACUUGUCAUUCUCUUCCUCUUUCCCCUGCCUCUCCUAUUCUGCUCUGAGCCUUCCAGCAAGAUGGCCCUCAGAGAGCAUCUGCUGCUGGCAGAAGAUCUUCACUCAGGCAUUUGCUUUACAGUGAUGUCGCCAAGCGAUUGGAACCAUUGGCAGCUUAGCACCACCAGCUCAUCACCUUGGAAAUCUCCUCUUCAGACAGUGAGUCAGGCCCUGUCCCUGAUUUUAAACUCUGCUCAGACUCAUGUCAGCUUUCAUCUGUGUCUGGGCCCCUUUGCUAGAGGCUCAUUUUUACCAAGUGCUAAAAUCUAAAUAAGUUGGAAAGAAUAACAACCACAAAGGUGGAAAGGACAGAGUUGGCCUGGAUGAAUGAUUUCUAAGAACCUGUGUAUAAAACAACCAAGACUAGUGCUUUUGUCUCCAGGCCGUUUUCACACAUGCUGUGCUCUCUGCCUGGACCACUGUUCCGCUCCUCUCAGGCCAGUCCUUUUCACCUCGACGUCACAUCCUGUGGAAAGUCUUCUCUCCACUCCAUCUCAGAACCCCAUUAUUGGCUCUCUCUCAUAGCUCAACGUACUGGUUUUAUUUGAACCCUAAUUAUUCUUUUUUGCUAAUUAUUCUGUAUCUUAGCAUAAUACCUGGAACAUGUAGGUAUUCCUAUAUUUGUGUUGUGAAUAAAUUACAUGUAGUAGCUACUCUACAAA